AUGGUCAAAGUGACCAUGUUAAUCCAUGGGUCACUUCCUCUCCCACUACCAGCCAGGAUAUUAACAGACACAGACCUAGCGACUAUCACAGAAACCAUUUCAAAAGCCGUCUCAGACAAAAAGCAAUGUUGUAUAGUUCUAAGAGAUGUCUCCAAGGCAUUUGACAAGAUGGCAAGCCAGCAGCAUCACGGCCAGAUCAAGUGGUACAACUUUAAGCGCAGCUAUGUUUUCAUCAGUGACUACAAUACAAAAACAGAUGUUUUUGUACAUUUCUUCUGCCUAAAGCGGUCUUUACAAAAACGUCUCCUUCGUGAAGGUGAUAAGGUACACUUCACCGUCUACAAGGAAGACAAAGGACUGGAAGCCCGAGAUGUUGCGAGGACCGGCAACAACACCAAAGCAUGUGCUUCAAGCCCAAAACCACCUCUCAGGACAUGGGGAUAUGGAAGCUAA
Molecule: messenger RNA, 453 nt
Organism: Portunus trituberculatus (swimming crab)
Lineage: Eukaryota; Metazoa; Arthropoda; Malacostraca; Decapoda; Portunidae
Product: Y-box-binding protein 2-A-like
Exons: 3
Coding region: 1-453 (150 amino acids)
Biological process (GO): regulation of gene expression
Molecular function (GO): nucleic acid binding
Source: RefSeq, a predicted model, not a curated record